Messenger RNA from Agelaius phoeniceus (red-winged blackbird), 789 nucleotides. RefSeq names its product homeobox B7 (gene HOXB7). NCBI's taxonomy places the organism in Eukaryota, Metazoa, Chordata, Aves, Passeriformes, Icteridae. The record is from RefSeq and is a predicted model, not a curated record. Gene Ontology annotation, biological process: anterior/posterior pattern specification; regulation of transcription by RNA polymerase II. Gene Ontology annotation, cellular component: nucleus. Gene Ontology annotation, molecular function: DNA-binding transcription factor activity, RNA polymerase II-specific; RNA polymerase II cis-regulatory region sequence-specific DNA binding.
AUGCCGGCUCGGUGCGCGGCCCCCAGCCCGCGGCGCUGGAAUAAAUCAGCUCUGGAGCUGAAUGGCGUUUGGGGGGCGGAUAAAAAAAGGGACGCCUGGAAAAACGUCCCGACCUACAAAUCACCCGGCCAAAUUAUGAGUUCAUUGUAUUAUGCGAACGCUUUAUUUUCUAAAUAUCAAGCCGCAAGUUCGGUUUUCCCAUCCGGAGUCUUCCCCGAGCAAACUUCUUGCGCUUUCGCCUCCAACAGCCAACGCGCGGGCUAUGGGGCCGCAUCCACGCCUCCCUUCGCCGCCUCCAUGCCCGGCCUCUACUCCGGGGGCAGCUCCGUGCACCCGCAGCCCCCCAGCGUGUACCCCUCGGGCUACGGGCUGGAGCCCGGCUCCUUCAACAUGCACUGCUCGCCCUUCGAGCAGAGCCUGCCCGUGAUGUGCCCGCCGGACGCCUCCAAGCAGAGCUGCGGCAAAGCGGAGCAGAGGGACCCGGAGCUGCCCGGCGACAGCAACUUCCGAAUCUACCCCUGGAUGAGGAGCACAGGGACGGACAGAAAGCGCGGCCGACAGACCUACACGCGCUACCAGACGCUGGAGCUGGAGAAGGAAUUUCACUACAACCGCUACCUGACCCGGCGGCGCCGCAUCGAGAUCGCCCACGCGCUGUGCCUGAGCGAGCGCCAGAUCAAAAUCUGGUUCCAGAACCGCCGCAUGAAGUGGAAAAAGGAGAACAAAAGCGCCUGCCCCGGCUCCGCAGCGCAGGAAAAGGCAGAGGCCGAGGAGGAUGAGGAGGAGUGA